Seriola dumerili (greater amberjack) is the source of this 2546-nucleotide messenger RNA. RefSeq names its product stimulated by retinoic acid gene 6 protein-like (gene stra6l). Lineage: Eukaryota; Metazoa; Chordata; Actinopteri; Carangiformes; Carangidae. The record is from RefSeq and is a predicted model, not a curated record. Gene Ontology annotation, cellular component: plasma membrane. Gene Ontology annotation, biological process: vitamin A import into cell. The coding region runs from base 128 to 2080 and encodes 650 amino acids. Gene Ontology annotation, molecular function: retinol transmembrane transporter activity; signaling receptor activity. The transcript is spliced from 18 exons.
UCAUUCGUGUGAGUCACAUGGUUGAAACCAGGAAAUGGAGAAGAGGUAUCAAUCCACAGUCCCUUCCUUUAUCUUUACAGUAGAGCAGAAACAAGGCUUUUAGGCUUCAGUGAACUGACCAACAAGGAUGAUCAGAAACCGAGUGGAACAUGAGGUCUUCACAGUUCAGGACUGUCAAAAUGGAAUCUCUAUAGAUCUCUUCCUGCACCUGUCACUCAUACCAGCAGUGUUGAUCGUAGGAGUGCUCUCAUUCCUCCAGAAAAGAGUCCAGAGACUGGACAUCGACCGUAGACUGCCCUUCUUAGGGGGACGUUUUGCCAUUGUGGUGCCUUUGGAUACUAUAGGCAGCCUCAGUAACCGUUGGUCCUAUGGGUUUGCAUUUGGUGCCGUGUCCGGCAGCGUCCUGCUGCUCUUCUCUGAACGUUACAUCCCCUUCACGGUCCCACCCUGGGCCAGAGCUAUAGUGUACCUGGUCGGAGCUUUAGAAGUGGGCCUGGUGUAUUUCCCUUUCUUUGCUUGUCUGUCGACGUCUUUCAGAGCAGCUGGUGCUGUGCUGGGAAUACUCUACUCUCUGUCCUGGAUCAUCGUUACAGUCUGGGAUACAUUCACCUGUCCUGAUGGUAAGAUUUUGGGUCCACACCAGAAGAUAAUUGUCCAGUGGCCCUGCAUCCUCUCCCUCGUCUUCCUCUUGGGUCGAUUUGUGUACAUGCUGGUUAAAGCUAUUCGAAUACGUCUGCAACUGGAACAGGAGGACCCUGAGGAGCUGAAUGAGCUACACCAGGUGCAGCAUGUUAAGAGACUGCUGAGGAAAACUUCGCACAGUAAGCCACUCAGCUGGUUCCAGAGGCGAGUUUAUGAGUGGGACCCCUUCUUCAAGUUCCCCAACAGGAUCAUCGGCACAGUCAUUAUAUCUCUUAUAGGCCUAUACACAAUGACUCUAGCAGACUACAGUCUCAGUAAUGUGGCUUUUGACCAAAUAGACAAGUGGAAGAAUACGCUAAAAUACCUGGUUACCUCUUGUAACCAGACUGAAGCUCUGGGAGCCAUGAUACCACAGCUGGAGGAAUUCAUUGCCGUGGCAAGGAAGUCUUGGCUAACUACCACUAUCUUUGCAAGUCUCAACUCUGUUGCCUACACUUUCCAUGUAUUGGCAUGUUACAGGAAACACUUGAAGAGACUGUGGAGAGGACAGAGGGGUUUUAUUCCUGAAAAGUUUCACAACCCUAGUUCUGCUGUCAGUGUUGCUUCCAUUGCGAGAUACUCGGGAUGGCAAAUAACGUUUACACUGUGGGGUUAUCUGAUUGUUCAUUUUGUCCACUUCCUGUUUGCCCUGCUCUUGGUCUAUGGGCUGGUUCUUCCUGUACAGCAUGGAAAAGUACUUAGCAUGCUCACUAACCUGGGAAUUAUCAUUCUGACCAUCAGUUUAGUGAUCGGCCUGGUGAUUUUCCAGAUAGCUCUGGUUCAGAUCUUCUUCCUGCAGGACAAACUAUCUCCUACAGAUAAACAAAAGCCUCUGGCUCUCAACAACAGGAAGGCGUUCCACUGCUUCAACUACUUCUUCUUUUUCUACAACGUGGUGAUGGGGAUCAGCAACUGCAUCUUGAGGUUGCUCUGCAGCAUGGUUGUAGGAACAUGGCUGGUAUCCCGCAUAGACCGGACCAUCAUGCAGAGAGGAUAUGAAAACAUGGACGCCGGCUACAGCACUUGGAUUGGCAUGAUCUUUGCUGACCACUAUCAUAGCAAUCCAGUCAUGGUGUGUUUCUGCCAAUUGCUGAUCUCCAAUAAGCUGGAGAGACACACAGCAUCUACAUACUCCACAUUCAGCAACAUGCCAUCUGAACCCCUUGUGAAAAGCAAGGCCAGGAGGCGCUGGAUGUUGUGUCAUACUUUACUGAGAAACCCUCAUCUGAUUCUGCUCAGAAAGCACCACCUCUCCUCAUCUUCUUCAUUAGAGACAUCAUCCUCUCCCCAGUUAGUCAUAGCGGUGCAGGCGUGGGCCAUGGCCUCACGAACGCAGAGUUGCCAAGCAGCACCACAGUCACUACCAGAGAUCAUAGUCACACCAGCAGAGGACUGUUAAAUAAAACAUUUAAAUUAAUUGUGAUCUUGUUAAAAAAUAUGGUUUUGGAAUCCAAAAUUGUAUAUUUGCCCAUUAGUGUUGCAUCUCCAUGUUGUAAAGGGAGUACUGUGCUGUUUUCAAUUAGUCUUUGAGGGCAGAGGUUUGGCAAAGAGGUGGCAUUCAUCAUUAGUAAUUUUCUUAUGUGGGGUUUUAAUUCAAUGAAACUGUGAUACCACCGAUUGGUUAUAUGCAGUUUAAAGGGUUUAAUAAGUGUGUUGUCUACAAUACCUGAGCUUUUAUUUACUCUUGUCUCAAGAGUUCACAUGUCAGUUCAUGCCCUGCAAGCCUGCCAUUGAGUGGUUAGAACCAAAGUGUCUGCUGAAAAACCCUGAUUUUAGUCAAAUUUAAACUGUUGUUCUGUGUAUAGACAUAGUCAGAGUUAAAUGUGAACCUUUGUACAUAAUUGCAAUAAAGCAUGUAACAUUUA